Messenger RNA from Tremella mesenterica DSM 1558, 891 nucleotides. RefSeq lists its product as uncharacterized. The record is from RefSeq and is a predicted model, not a curated record. The transcript has a single exon. The coding region runs from base 1 to 891 and encodes 296 amino acids. Lineage: Eukaryota; Fungi; Basidiomycota; Tremellomycetes; Tremellales; Tremellaceae.
AUGCCGCAACGAUGGUCACCUCACCCGACUUUCAAUCCCAAUUGUUCCAUCGACCAAGCUCUUUCCCUAGCCGGUCAGUUGUGGAGUGGUGUUCCCGGCAAUGACACUAACAACACCCUAGCAGAAGAACAGGCCGAGAGUCUUCAGCUCCACAUGGACCUCCUAUCAAGCUUGGGUCGGCUGAACAUUCCGAGCGAUAACGGAUUGGAUCAUGCACUGAACCAAGUCGAGACAAUGAAAGGCACAUUUCAAUGCUAUGUCGGUACUGGGAGGGAUCAUGUGGAAGAGACAAUGGGAGAAAUCAACAAUGGUCAGAUGCUCGCUAGGGAUCUUCGCCUUGCCUUGCUGAAGACGAUCGAUACACGGGUUGUCCUAACGGAAGGUGCUGCCCUCACCGAGACGUAUGGGUGGUAUCCGCCCGUCGCUUUCCUUCCUCUUCCCCAGACAUUAUCGUUCGACGAGAAGGAGAGGCGAACUUCGAAGUGGCGCCUCUUCGAUGAACGGGAACGAGUAAAGCGAACAAUCUAUCAUCAGCGCACGUUGAGCAAGUUACGCGACACCCUUUACACUGAUACGAGACGCUUUACCGAUGUAGAGGGAUAUCGAGAAGAAUUGAAGCAUUUGACAGAAACCGUGCUCCAGGAAUAUAGGUCAAGGGAUUUACAAUGGCCAUGGAUUAUCACAGAUUAUGUUGAAAACUCAAUUGAUGGUCUGGAAAGUUGGCUUCACGGAGCAUAUCGUUCGGACAUGGAACGACCAGCAGUCGGGAUUACAGAAGAUAGGGGAUGGAAGGAGCUUGAGAUAAGAACUGGCAGGUUAUGUGAUGCGUUUAAUGGAGUUCUAAGUGUUCCGGUACCCUCUCACUUAGCUGUACGAGGUGAUCGACGUUGA